AAAAUCUCCCCCAGUGAUCGUUGUUUUAACACGCACGGAAAAAGGAAGAGAAAGGAAUUCCGUUUGGUUUCCGCCACCUGAUAAAGAAAAAAAAAUCCCAAAAUAUUACAUACGUCUCUCCCUCUCUCUCCCUCUCUCUCUCUCCCUGUAGAAUUAAACGAUGAAUUCUGUGUGUUCUUGUAGCAGGCCCAUGAUUGCAGCAGCUAAAUCCAUGGAUAUUAACAUGAGCUGCUUAAGAAGAGGAGUUGUAAUAGUACCUCAUGGUACAAGCAACAGUAGCUCAAGGAGGGUCUGUGGAGUUGUUAGAGCUUCAAUGUUGGAUUCUUAUGAGAGUUCUUCUGAUAUUGCUAAGAGAAUGGAACAAGCUUGGUUAAUCUCUCAGCAACCAAGGCCAGUUUCGUGUACUUCCUGCGAUUCAAAUGGGCAUGUUGAAUGCCAGUGGUGUAGGGGUACAGGGUUCUUCAUUCUUGGCGAUAACAUGCUCUGCCAAGUUCCUUCCAGAAAUACCACUUGUGUUAUUUGUGCUGGAAAGGGGUCAAUGCGCUGCUCUGAUUGUAAAGGAACUGGCUUUCGUGCCAAGUGGUUGGGGGAGCCUCUGAUCUCCAAGUAACAGCAUUGUAAUGCAGUUGUCAGGAAGUUAAAGCUACCGAACAGGUGCAGGAAAUAUUGCAAGGCUUCUUCUUAUUCAUGUUCUGAUUUAUUCUCCUUUUCUGUUUUGGAAUUUAUACAAGUGAUUACAUUAACUUCAUAGUACAACUCAUACCUGUAUUUGUCAUGAUUAUUCAACAAAUCAGUCCAUGUAUUGGAUUAAAUUCUAAGGAAGUAAAUAUCUAACUUUUUUCGA
Molecule: messenger RNA, 844 nt
Organism: Populus trichocarpa (black cottonwood)
Lineage: Eukaryota; Viridiplantae; Streptophyta; Magnoliopsida; Malpighiales; Salicaceae
Exons: 3
Coding region: 161-610 (149 amino acids)
Source: RefSeq, a predicted model, not a curated record